UUUAAUAGAUGUAAACCUCCUAACAAGUACUUAAGGCAGUAGAGAAAGAGAGAGCCAUGGCAGCUUCAUUUGUGGCGUUUCAAGUGCAUUGCUCUGCUCAAAAAUCCCCCAUCUCAUUAAAUUCUGAUCACUUCAAGACCCUUCUCUCCUCUACUAUGUUCAAGUUGCAACAGCUUCCCUUGCGAAUCGACAUCUCGAAAGCCAUUAAGAAAACUUCUGUCAAGUUACUGGAUGCGUUUGUUGAUUCUGCAUUCGAGUUUACCGAUCAGCCAUUGCUCCCAUCUCAGAGUAAUUUUGCACCAAUAGAUGAACUGAAAGAAGCUGUUCUUGUCACAAGCAUCGAUGGUGAAAUUCCGGAUGGCUUUCCCGAGGGUGUCUACUUAAGAAAUGGGCCAAACCCGCUCUUUGGUGGAUUAAAAUCAACAAAAUCUAUAUUUGGGAGGUCAGGUCACAUGUGGGUAGAAGGAGAAGGAAUGAUUCAUGCUUUGUAUUUUGGCAAAGGCGUUGAAGGAAACUGGACCGUCUGUUACAACAACAGAUAUGUUGAAACUGAGACAUUCAAGCUGGAAAAACAACGAAACAAACCAUCCUUUCUUCCCGCUGCGGAAGGGAAUUCACCGGCUAUUGUCUGCGCUUAUGUACUUAAUAUGCUGAGAUAUGGCCAAGUUAACAAAUACCUAAGCAACACUAACAUUAUUGAGCAUUCGGGGAAGCUUUACACAAUUGCAGAAAAUCACUUGCCUCAAGAGAUUGACAUCUUAACGCUUAAAGCUUUAGAUAUGUGGGAUGUUAAUGGAGCUUGGAACCGACCAUUUACCUCACAUCCUAAGAAAGCUCCAGGGACAGGGGAGCUAGUUACCUUUGGGAUUGAUGCAACUAAACCUUAUGCUGAACUGGGAGUAAUUUCUGCUGAUGGAAAGAAACUGGUUCACCGAAUGGAUCUCAAACUAAAUAGGUGCCCCCUUAGCCAUGAAAUUUUAGUCACCCAGAGGUACAAUGUAUUCUUGGACUACGCACUAACUGUAGAUUUGGGCAGACUUCUUCUCGGUGGCCCAUUAAUAAAAUAUGACAAGGGAGGAUAUGCUAGGAUGGGUGUAAUGCACCGGUAUGGGGAUGCAGAUUCAAUCAAGUGGUUUGAAGUGAAACCAAAUUGCACAUUUCAUUUCAUCAAUUCUUUUGAGGAUGGUGAUGAGAUUGUGAUUCGAGGGUGUAGAGCCCUUGAAUCAGUCAUUCCAGGACCUGAUCAGGGUAUGAACAAAUUCGAGUGGUUUUCCAGAAAAUUCAGGCCUAUAGAAUCAACUGAAGGAAGUCUUGAUGCAAUGUCAGAAGAUCAAUUAGUGUUUCCUCGUCCUUAUGAGUGGCGGCUGAACAUGCGAACUGGGCAUGUCAAGGAGAGAAAUCUGACAGGGACUCAGUUCCCCAUGGAUUUUCCUCUGAUCCAUGGAGCUUUUACAGGUUUGAAAAACAAAUACGCCUAUGCCCAAGUGCGAGAUUGUAUUGCAAGUUCUAGUUCAGGCAUGGCAAAGUACGGAGGCCUUGUCAAGCUGUCAUUUGAAGAGCCAAAUACUGGGAUUUCUUCGAGACAGAGACAAGUAGAAGGGCUAACAAAGGAGGAAUACCAUAUGUUCAAGGAAAACACUUUCUGCACCGGAGCCUCCUUUGUCCCUAAAGAAGGAGGUAUUGAAGAAGACGAUGGCUGGAUCAUCACAUUUGUUCACAAUGAAGACACAAACAUAUCUCAAGUUUAUUUAAUUGACACAAGGAACUUCUCUAGUGAGCCAGUUGCCAAAAUUACAUUGCCAUGCAGAGUUCCGUAUGGUUUCCAUGGAGCUUAUAUCCCAAUGCAAUUGCAUGAAAAACUCACCAGGAUGGUUCCCCACGCCUGAUUCCAUUGAUUGAUCCAACAGUUGUCAGAUUGAAAUAAUGUAAUGUCAUUAAACAGACUGGGAAUGUUAUAGCCACGUAAACUGCAGUGUUGAGCUGUUGACUUGGGGGGCACAAUAGCUUGUAAGCUUAGUUAACCACCAACUUACUUCACAUCCAAUGGGAUUUGAAAAAUGGAAAAUCAUGUAAUUAUA
Molecule: messenger RNA, 2078 nt
Organism: Theobroma umbraticum
Lineage: Eukaryota; Viridiplantae; Streptophyta; Magnoliopsida; Malvales; Malvaceae
Product: carotenoid 9,10(9',10')-cleavage dioxygenase-like
Biological process (GO): carotene catabolic process
Cellular component (GO): chloroplast stroma
Molecular function (GO): carotenoid dioxygenase activity
Source: RefSeq, a predicted model, not a curated record